Messenger RNA from Naegleria gruberi, 2346 nucleotides. RefSeq lists its product as uncharacterized. Lineage: Eukaryota; Heterolobosea; Eutetramitea; Acrasida; Naegleriidae. The coding region runs from base 1 to 2346 and encodes 781 amino acids. The transcript has a single exon. The record is from RefSeq and is a predicted model, not a curated record.
AUGUCGCAAACAAUUACUUGUUUAGAUUUAGUAGAAGAAACUCUAAAGGUUAAUUUGGAUCAUUUUCUUCGGAAUGGUCAAGUUGAAGAGUGUUUUGAAAGAUCUAGAUAUGAUCAGUUUUUAUCAUUCCUCGAUAAGAAUAUUUUCAAUCAAGUUUGUCAAGCUAAUAGUAGUCAUCUAUUCAUUUCAAAGGCUGGAUUAUAUGCAAUUUAUAAUACUUUAUUUGUUUUAAAUAAGAGUGAAGAGUCAUCACCUAUUCUAUGUAUGAAAAGAUGUAUGAUUAUUACAUUGGGAAUGUUUUAUAGAAAUGAAGGAUUAUUCAAUGAACAUUAUUGGACAUUGCCGACCAAUGAAAAGAUUGAAAAUAAUUUAUUUAAGAAUUACAUGAUUGAAAUGUUGAGAAUUAAUGAAUCUUCUAUGGAUUUUACAAUGAAUUUAGAUGAUGUUGAUUUUUUGAAAACUUCAAUAUUCAAUUCUCUUUGUACAUUCCUUGAUUGCCACAACAGUUCAAUGAAUUGGUUCACGAAUGAGAUUGAUUGCUUUGAGACGAUUUUUAAACAUAAUAUUAAGAGUGAAAAUAUAUAUUUAAGACAGGCAUGUAUACAGUGUUUACUAUUAGUUUCGCAGUAUUGGUAUCAGAAUGGAAAGGGGGAUUUUCUAAUCAGAAAGAUUUUAGAUUUAUUGGAACCUUUUAAGAAGGAAAAUAUUUUAGAAUAUUUGGAAUUUAUUCUUCAAUUAGUAACUCUGAGUUUUAAUGACCAUAAUAAUACAUUUGAUUUUACAAUGAUGAGGCCUUUGAGUACAACCAUUCUUCAAGAGGUUCUGCUACAAACAAAACUGAUUGAAAUUUUGAUUCAGGAUGAUUCUAUUUCUGAGACACAUGAUUUGAGAGUUGUAGAAAGGCUAUACGACAUUUUAAUUUACCUUUCUAAUCACUCAAGUGUUGAGAAUUCAAAUUCAUUGCUAAAGUUAUCAGGUCCAUGUGAUUCUAUUGGACAUACAAUUGAAAUUAUUCAACUAUGCCUUUUAUCAAAUGAUAAUGGAUUCCAAGAAAUUGGUAUCAAAAUUAUUUCCAACUUUUCCAAAGAAAUUUUAUUUAUUAAGCUUGCAGACAAGAUUAUUCCACUCAUGUCAAUACUAAUCAAUAUGUGGAAAUCUCUAAUUAAUCCAGAAACAAACUCUUUCACCAACUUUACCUUUAUGAGCAUGAAACAAAAGGGAAAAUUUAUUUUAGGCAUAACCAAAUGUCUCACUAGAUUCAUUAAUGAUAAAUCCAUCUCAAAUCUAUUUGAAAAAAUGGCUCUACAGAAUACCAUUAUUGAAACUGCUAGAUUGUACGAUCACAUUAAUAAUCCCCUUUGCUCUAAAGUAUUUGAGUUACUGUAUAGUUGGUCCUACCACUCAAAUAUUCAACUUGAUACUGAGCAUUCUAAUUAUUUAUGGUUUCUUUUUCACAACACACUGGUACCAAAGACAUUCACCGUAGUUAGCAAGAUUAUUCCACUUGUAUGUUUGGAUGAAGAGCAAACAUUUGCCAUUGUAUCUGAUAGAUGUUUGGAUAUGAAUUGGGAAAUACGUGAUUCAGUAAUUGAUUUUUUAAGAUUUAUAUUUAUUGAGAGCAAUAAUCAUCCUUCAUUCUUAAAGAUUGCAAAUUAUUGUUGUGAAAAGCAAUCAGAUCUCCUUAAAUUAAUUGACCAAAAGCUUGUUGACAAGGAACACUUUGUUGUACUCAUGACCUUCAAAGCUCUCUAUUCAAUGAUACUAUUUAUGGUUAAUUCAAAGAAAUCACCAAUGACUAUUCAAUUUUUAAUCAAAAUAUUUGAGACAGCCAACCAGAACACAGAAUAUUUCAUUAAGAAGGAAGCUAUUGAGAUUUGCAAAAACUUGAUUGUCAAAAAGGUAAUAACACUGACUGACAUUUUAGAAAAUCCAACUAUGGUGAAGUGUAUAUCAACUGUUGUUGAGUUUUCAUCAAUGGAAUGUGAUGUUGAGGUAGCCAACCAAUUUUUACAGUUAUCGAAUGUUAUCAUUAAUUUACAAGAUCAACCUAUUGCACAAGUUCUACAAUUUCUGAUAGAAAUUAACUCUACACCAGUCAUUAAGGAAUAUUUCGAAAAUACCAUGGUUGAAAGUAACAAUAAUCUAUCCAUUUCAAUAAUUGCGAACAUUUCAAGACAAUUAUCAAAUCUUCCACUUUCAUCUCCUCUUCUUAACCAUUCAUUCUGUGAGUUCAUUCAAUCUUGCCAUACUUCCCUCCAUCAUCACGAUAAUCACCACGAACAUGUUUCUCUAGUUCAGGAUUUCUUUAAUUUUGACAAUGAUGAUUAUGAUUGUCAGUGUUGUUAA